Messenger RNA from Scheffersomyces amazonensis, 941 nucleotides. RefSeq lists its product as uncharacterized. The transcript has a single exon. The coding region runs from base 129 to 626 and encodes 165 amino acids. NCBI's taxonomy places the organism in Eukaryota, Fungi, Ascomycota, Pichiomycetes, Serinales, Debaryomycetaceae. The record is from RefSeq and is a predicted model, not a curated record.
AAAUUUUGAAAGUAAAUAAAACAGUUAAAUAAGUGAAUUAUAUCUAUAAUAAUUAUUGUAGUUAUUCUUCAUAUCUCAUAUUUAAUAUAAUAUAAAUAUCAACACAAUCACAUAAAAUUCCCAUCGUGAUGUUGAGAAGAGUAGGAAAUAACAAUAGUCGUUUAAUACAACAAUCUUUUAAAAGAUUUAACUCAUCACACAAUCAUCAUGAAGCACCACAGAAGACAGUAGAAAUAAAUAUUACAAAGAUAUUUGGGAUUGCUGCUGCUGCAGGUGCCCUUUUAGUAUACAAGAAUCAACAAACAACAGAUAAACCAUUAUUUGCUACUAAAUUAUAUAAUGAUCAAGCUGAAGGUGUACGUGAAAACUUGAGAAAUGAAAAUUAUUUAAAAAGAUAUAAAACUUCCUUUAUUCAAGGAUUUAUUAGAGAUAAAGGUGGUAUAGGUCAAAGACAACAUAGAAGAAUUGCCGAUUCAACAAUUCAUUCAACCAAUUUAAUUCCAACUCAUUCACCAUUUAGUAAUCAAUUAGGUAACCAAUUUGGUGCUGGUAUAAAAACUGAUAAAUUAGGUCCAAGAAAGGAAAGAAUUAGAAUUUUUGCUCCAAUUGAUACCACUAAAGAUUAGAAUCAAUUCAUUAUUACUUAGGUUCACUAGUGUACCAUAAAUAAGAAUAAGUUAUCAAGUUAGAUUCAUAGCAUGCGUACGAAUCAUCAAGCGAUUCCCACAGAACAAUUAGAAAAUUAAACGAUUAGUACGAACAUAACUUUCAUUUUCAACAUUUGCAUUAUAUUGAAUGAAUUAUAGUCAAUUGUUCUAUAAUUCUUCAAAUAUCAUAUUUUUUCAUCAAUAUUAUUAUUAUUAUUAUUAUUAUUAUCUCAUACUUUUUAUGCUUCUCUUUUGUACUCUUUUACUCCAGGUAUAGGGUAAAUAUACAGUAAU